Molecule: messenger RNA, 1584 nt
Organism: Pseudocercospora fijiensis CIRAD86
Lineage: Eukaryota; Fungi; Ascomycota; Dothideomycetes; Mycosphaerellales; Mycosphaerellaceae
Exons: 3
Coding region: 1-1584 (527 amino acids)
Biological process (GO): transmembrane transport
Cellular component (GO): membrane
Molecular function (GO): transmembrane transporter activity
Source: RefSeq, a predicted model, not a curated record
AUGUCGAGUGCGGUGUCAGUAAGCUCGCUCGAGGCUGCGCGCCCAAACGCAAAGUCAGAUAUAUCGCCAGGAUGGAAACCAUCAAAGCAGAUCAAGCUCAUCGUCCUCGGCCAGAUAUGUGUCCUGUUUGCGAUAAGCUUGGACAUGACGAUACUCACAGCUACCUUACCAACUGUCGCGCAAGCACUCCAUGCAGAUUCCGUCGAAACUUUCUGGAUCGCAGCCUCAUAUCUCCUCGCCAACGCUGUUGUUCAACCCCUCAUGGCCGCCUUAGCCGACAUCUUCGGUCGCCGCUCAGUGAUCUUCUCAGCACUCGCGCUCUUCACCAUCGGCUCCAUCAUCUGCUGCGCAGCCAACAAUGUUGCUGCGAUGCUGGCCGGUAGAACAAUUCAGGGAAUUGGCGGCGGGGGGAUCCUCAGCGUCAAUCUGAUCAUCAUCUCUGAUCUGAUCCCCCUCAGAGCUCGUCCCAAAUUCAUCAGCAUCCAGCAGCUGGUCGUUUCUAUUGGCUUCAACAUCGCACCCAUCAUCGGCGGCGUCUUGGUCAAGGCCACAACUUGGCGCUGGCUGUUCUACAUCAAUUUGCCAUUCUGCGGCAUCGGACUCAUCGUGAUUCCUUUCGUGCUCAAGUAUCAAAAGCCCGUGUCCACUCUUGGCGAGAAGUUGAGCUCGGUAGACUGGAUCGGCUCGACUUCUUUCGUCGCCGGCAUGACGGCAACUCUUGUCGGUCUCACCUGGGGCGGCUCGCAAUAUUCCUGGACAUCGGCCGCUACGCUCAUCCCAUUGAUCGGCGGAAUCGUCGUCGUGUGUGGCACUGGUCUUCACGAGAAAUACCUCGCAACAACGACGUUUCUUCGAACAUCGCUUUUCUCGACUUGGUCGGCAAUCGCCAUAUACUUCUGUACAGUACUGCAGGGUCUCACGCUCUUCAGCGAACUCUACUUCCUGUGCCUGUACUUGCUCUCGGUCAAACUCUACACACCUCUGGAAGCCGGAACCUAUCUGCUAGCCUUCUCAGCAGUCUGUGUUCCAACGAGCGGCAUUGUUGGUCCUUUCAUCACACGUGUCGGUUCCUAUCGCUGGGCCACAUGGAUUGGAUGGACCAUGACAACGUUGAGUCUCGGUCUCCUCACUCUCUUGAACGUCCACACUCAUACUGCUGUCUGGGUCGUCCUCUUCAUCAUUGCAGGCUUAGGCCAAGGGAUCUUGUUCAUCGCUCAUUCAGUUGCAUCGCAAGCAGCAUGUCAACAGAAAGAUGCUACUCAUGCGAGCGCAAUGUACAGCUUCAUGCGCAGUCUUGGUCUCUGCUUAGGAGUCGCUCUUGGAGGCACUAUCUGGACCAAUUUCUUCGCAAAGCGACUUGCGGAUCUCGGUAUUCCCGCGGAAAUCGCGAAGAGCGGCGAGGUUGCAGUCUACAUUCUCAAGACUAUGACAGACCUCACCCUUAAGGAGAGCAUCAUCGGGGCAAUCGCCUGGUCAUUCCGAAUGCUGUUCGCAACGCUUUGUGGCAUCAGUGGACUAGGACUAAUCAUUGCAUUUUGCUUCAUCAAAGAAGAGCCUCUAGCCUACGACUGCUGUUUUAUCUAA